Geodia barretti is the source of this 1449-nucleotide messenger RNA. NCBI's taxonomy places the organism in Eukaryota, Metazoa, Porifera, Demospongiae, Tetractinellida, Geodiidae. The record is from the annotation of a GenBank genome assembly.
AUGCUUUUAGUUUUGUUUGCUAUUCGGCGAGAACAGGAGGAACUCGCCAAGCGUGUGACGUUUAUUGUCACGCUGAUCCCGCUGCUGAUUGCAGUCUUUCUUUUUAUUAAUUAUGACCGAUCCGAUUCGGGACAUCAGUUUGAAGAAAACAUGAUGUGGAUUAAGGCAUUCAAUAUCCACUACCACGUCGGGAUUGACGGACUAAGCGUUACACUGGUGCUUCUGACAGCACUAUUGGGUCCGAUAUGCGUCCUCGCAUCGUGGAAAAUCGAGAAAGGAAUCAAAGCCUACCUUGCACUGUUUCUACUCUUAGAAACGGGGAUGAUCGGUUUCUUCUGCGCUCUGGAUAUGUUCCUAUUCUAUGUCUUCUUUGAGCUCACACUGCUUCCGAUGUACUUCCUGAUCGGAGUAUGGGGCGGACCGAGACGUGAGUAUGCGGCAAUUAAGUUUUUCCUGUAUACUCUGUUCGGUAGUGUGCUAAUGCUUAUCGCCAUGAUUGCCGUUUAUCUCAAGGGAGACACCUUUGAUAUUCCAACACUGAUUGAACUGGCGAAGACCCCAGGUCACGCACUCGCAGAGCGCACGUUCCAGAUAUGGGCGUUUCUCGGUUUCUUCAUCGGCUUUGCAGUCAAAGUGCCUAUCUUCCCCUUCCACACAUGGCUACCCGACGCUCACGUAGAAGCACCAACCGCGAUUAGCGUCAUCCUUGCAGGCAUCCUUUUGAAGAUGGGAACUUAUGGACUCGUUCGUGUGAAUUUUGCGAUGCUGCCUGAAGGGAUGGACUUCUUCUGCAACGGUGAAGGCAGGUGGGGGAACUCGUUGGCAAUCCUCGGCUUUAUCAACAUCGUUUACGGCUCACUCUGUGCAUUAGCGCAGACCGACUUCAAAAAACUUGUUGCCUACUCCAGUAUUGGUCACAUGGGAUUUGUCCUGAUAGGGCUUGCAGCACGGAAUGAGAGCGGGCUAACCGGUGCUAUCCUUCAGAUGUUCAACCACGGGGUGAUUAGCGCGAUGCUGUUUCUCCUAGUGGGCGUUGUGUAUGACCGAGCACAUCACCGCGAAAUCAAUGGCUUCGGUGGACUCGGCAGCAAAAUGCCAAUAUACACCGGCAUAACGACACUGGCAUUUAUGGCAUCCUUAGGACUGCCGGGACUCAGCGGUUUUGUCGGAGAAGCGUUGUCGCUGCUGGGGGCAUACAGUAAAUUCAAAGUGCUGACAAUCCUUUCAACCGCCGGUAUUGUUAUCGGGGCGGCUUACUUCCUCUGGACGUUACAGCGCGUCUUUCUGGGAGAGUUGAAUCCGAAAUACGAAGCUAUCACCGAAAUCAAUGGACGCGAAAUCGCAACAUUGGUCCCGUUGGGCAUCCUUACGAUUGUACUGGGCAUUUGGCCCUCAAUCGCCAUUGAUAUGUUUAGAGAAGCUGUGAGCAUAUUGCCGCUUGUACAAUAA